AUGACAAUGGUACCUGUUCAAAACGCGGAGGAGCCUGGCCAGCUAUGCCAGAAAAUGAGAGCGGCUGAGAGUGAAGGCAACAACAGCCCGGGCUGCGCUCCGCAGCAGCUUCCCGCUCCAAGAGGAUGUGGAAUGUUUACUUUUCUCUCAUCCGUUACUGCUGCCGUCAGUGGACUCCUGGUGGGUUAUGAACUCGGGCUCAUCUCUGGGGCCCUUCUGCAGUUAAGUGGCUUAUUAGCCUUGUCUUGCCCACAGCAGGAAAUGGUUGUGAGCUCCCUACUCAUUGGGGCCUUACUGGCAUCUCUCACAGGAGGAUUCCUGAUAGACAGAUACGGGAGAAGAACUGCUAUCAUUUUGUCAUCCUGCUUACUUGGGCUCGGCAGCUUGGUCUUGAUCCUGACUUUGUCCUAUCCAGUUCUUAUCGUAGGACGAAUCGCUAUAGGAGUGUCCAUAUCUCUGUCUUCCAUCGCCACGUGUGUAUAUAUUGCAGAAAUUGCUCCACAGCACAGAAGAGGCCUUCUCGUAUCACUGAAUGAACUUAUGAUUGUAAUUGGCAUUCUCCUUGCUUAUAUUUCAAAUUAUGCAUUUGCCAGUGUUUUCCACGGUUGGAAGUACAUGUUUGGCCUUGUUAUUCCACUGGGAGUUUUGCAGGCCAUCGCAAUGUACUUUCUUCCACCCAGCCCUCGAUUCCUUGUGAUGAAAGGGUAUGAUGAAGCUGCUAGCAAAGUCCUAGGAAGAUUAAGAGGCAUCUCAGAUACUACUGAAGAACUUACUGCAAUAAAAUCUUCCUUGAAAGAUGAACACCAAUACAGUUUCUGGGAUCUUUUUAGGUCAAAGGACAACAUGAGGACCAGGGUACUGAUAGGACUCACAUUGGUAUUUUUCGUGCAAAUCACAGGACAGCCAAACAUUCUAUUUUAUGCAUCAACUGUUUUAAAAUCUGUUGGGUUUCAAAGCAAUGAGGCAGCCAGCCUUGCCUCAACUGGAGUCGGAGUUGUCAAAGUAAUCAGCACAAUUCCAGCUACCCUUUUUGUGGACCAGGUUGGGAGCAAGACCUUUCUGUGCCUUGGCACUUCAGUGAUGGCUGCCUCCUUGGUAACGAUGGGUCUUGUAAAUCUGAAUAUCCAUAUCAAUUUUACUGGUAUCUGCAGAACUCAUAGUCCUGUCAACCACUCAUUAGAAGACUUGACUUUUUAUGGACAAGGGGAUUUGCCAGGGAGCAACAACAGUCUCAAAGAACUAUUUAUGGAGAACGCUCCAAAUGGCAAGAACCCACUAAUGUCGAUCAGAAGUGACACUGAAAGGCAAAGGGAGUUGGCCUGGGCAUCUGUGCCAAGUGUUGAAACCUCUAGACCAAGCCCAACACAAUACUACCAGGAAAUGGGCCCAGGUGACGUCCCAGAGUUUCUGAAGUGGCUCUCCUUGGUCAGCUUACUUUUUUAUGUUGCUGCUUUUUCCAUAGGUCUUGGACCAAUGCCCUGGCUGGUGCUGAGUGAAAUUUUUCCUGGUGGAAUUAGAGGAAGAGCAAUGUCUUUAACUUCUAGCAUGAACUGGGGCAUCAAUCUCCUUGUCUCCCUGACAUUUUUAACUGUAACUGAACUUAUUGGUCUGCCAUGGGUGUGCUUCAUUUACACAAUAAUGAGUCUGGCAGCACUUGUUUUUGUUAUUUUGUUUAUCCCAGAAACAAAGGGAUGCUCUUUGGAACAAAUAUCAGUGGAACUGGCAAAAUCGAACUAUGUGAAACACAACAUUUAUCUUAUGAGUCAUCAGAGAGAGAAGUUAGUGCCAACGGAGCUUCAAAAGACAAAACACCAAGAGCAAUUCUUAGAGUGCAAAAGGUUGUGUGGUAAAGGGCAGUCAAGGCAUCUCUUUCAGGAGAACUGA
Gracilinanus agilis (Agile Gracile Mouse Opossum) is the source of this 1884-nucleotide messenger RNA. RefSeq names its product solute carrier family 2 member 12 (gene SLC2A12). The transcript is spliced from 5 exons. Gene Ontology annotation, cellular component: membrane. Gene Ontology annotation, biological process: transmembrane transport. The record is from RefSeq and is a predicted model, not a curated record. Lineage: Eukaryota; Metazoa; Chordata; Mammalia; Didelphimorphia; Didelphidae. Gene Ontology annotation, molecular function: transmembrane transporter activity. Bases 1 to 1884 code for a protein of 627 amino acids.